AUGGUCGCGAAUCAACAAACGUUCGCCAACCUCUUCAAGAACCAACUAUGGUCUUUAACUCAACUAUGUGUGGACGUUUUGAUCUCAAUUUCAAAGAAUCUGUUAAGGCGACAAACAGCCGUCGCUACUGCCACUCAUUAUUCUAGCGAUGUGAAUAAAAUAUCUCCAACAGAAGCAUCUUCAAGUUGUCAUAAAUCUUUCAUCACAUAUACAAAUGCGACAGGAUCUAAAAAUAUCUAA
This is a messenger RNA of Clunio marinus, 240 nucleotides long. NCBI's taxonomy places the organism in Eukaryota, Metazoa, Arthropoda, Insecta, Diptera, Chironomidae. The record is from the annotation of a GenBank genome assembly.